AGUUUCCACAAUACCAUUCAUAUAUGCACAUGACUAGCUAUAACCACUCGUAAUAUUUGCUUCGAAACAUUCCUACAAAGCCUCUUAUAUUAAGUUCCCUACUUCCAUAAUCAUCAGUAGCGAACAACUACUUUCUCAGCUAUGGCACCCCACGGAGAGUCAAUCCCAAGCUCUACUCCAACUUUCUCAAACCGGACGGCCUCAACCUUCUCGAAGCCGCCUAGGCUUCCAAUGUCGGAGAGCCUGCACCGAACGGUGUCAGACAUCUCCUUUGAGCUGAGCAAAGCCGAGGCGGCAAUGGACUGUGAUCUACCGCCGAUAUCGGAGGUGGAGGACGCCAAGUGCGAGUGUUGUGGCAUGGUGGAGGAGUGCACGCCGGAGUACAUAGAGAAGAUAAGGGAAAAGUUCUUCGGCAAGUGGGUGUGCGGUCUGUGCUCGGAGGCGGUGAAGGAGGAGUUGCAGAAGAAGAAGAACGAUGCCGCCGCCGGCGGUGGUGGUGGUGGUUGCAGUGACGGAAAGGACGUUGAGGAGGCUUUGGCGGUACACAUGAGUGCGUGUGUGAGGUUCAACAAGUUCGGAAGAGCUUAUCCGGUUUUGUUUCAAGCUGAGGCUAUGAGACAGAUGCUCAAGAAGAGCCAGAGUGAUGGAAGAAUCAGGGCUAAGUCUAUUAGUCCUAGGGACCUCAAAGGUGGUGCCUCAAAGAAGGGUGGGAUUGCUCGGAGUUCGAGUUGUAUUCCGGCGAUCACCAGGGAUAUGAACGAUCUAACCAUGACUAGUAGCUGAGCUAGAGCUAGCUAUAGCUGAUGAUGAUAAUCAUGAUCGAUGAUGAUGAUGAUUAAAAAAGGGAACAUGGUUUAGUUAUUUUGUAAACCUCUUUCCCCCCUUUAACCAUUAUUUAGCCUCUACCUUGAUUAUAUAUGGACUCUUGUGUUUGAGUAUUAAUUUUAAUUCUCAGACACAGAGUCUCACCUAUAUUCUACAUAUAUAUAUAUAUAUAUAUAUUCUUGUUGAUGAUUAGCCUUUUUGUUACCUUGCCAGGUUUUUUUGUGUUUUAGGUUAUUGUCCGAGUUCUGCCCUAUCUUCUUUUUUGUAUCCCAUCCCAUGAGAUCUCCAUGGUUUUCAGGUCUUGUAUGUUUUAAGGUCCAUCAUUUUUAGAGUUUGUCUUGGGGCCCUUUUUUUAGGUGGAGAGAUGACUUUUAACCCUGUCAUUCAUAUAAGUUCUUGUUCAACUUGGAAUCAUCAAAUGACUUGGAGUUUGUGGGUAGUUAGCCUAAAUAUGUUAAGGCUUAUAAGUAGUGUGUUAAUCUCCUUUCUCAAGGGGUUUUUGCUUUAAGUAGUUAUGUGACCACGAAGUCUUUAUUUAUUAUUUUUUUUAGUUUGAAAAAUAUUGUAAUUGAUUGACAUAAUCUGAAGUUUCAAUAAAAUAAGUCUUACCUUAUUAUUAUUAA
Molecule: messenger RNA, 1448 nt
Organism: Humulus lupulus (European hop)
Lineage: Eukaryota; Viridiplantae; Streptophyta; Magnoliopsida; Rosales; Cannabaceae
Exons: 1
Coding region: 142-783 (213 amino acids)
Source: RefSeq, a predicted model, not a curated record